CUGGACCUCAGCCUCUCUUACUUGACAGCGGUGUUUCUGCGGUGCUGGACGCGGUGGAUAGCAGCCGGAUAGAAAUCUAUAAAGAUGGCCUCGGCUACAGCGACCUACGGGCAGAAGGAGUCUUCGGACCAGAACUUUGACUAUAUGUUCAAGAUCCUCAUCAUCGGCAACAGCAGUGUGGGCAAAACCUCCUUCUUGUUCCGCUACGCCGACGACUCCUUCACACCGGCCUUCGUCAGCACGGUGGGCAUAGACUUCAAGGUGAAGACCAUCUACAGGAAUGACAAGAGGAUCAAACUGCAGAUCUGGGACACAGCUGGUCAGGAGCGUUACCGCACCAUCACCACAGCUUACUACCGAGGAGCCAUGGGCUUCAUCCUCAUGUACGACAUCACCAACGAGGAGUCCUUCAACGCCGUCCAGGACUGGUCGACUCAGAUUAAAACGUACUCGUGGGACAACGCCCAGGUGCUGCUGGUAGGAAACAAGUGUGACAUGGAGGACGAGCGAGUGGUGAGCGGAGAGAGAGGCCGGCAGCUGUCUGAACACCUUGGUUUUGAGUUCUUUGAGGCCAGCGCCAAGGACAACAUCAACGUGAAGCAGACCUUUGAGCGCCUGGUCGACAUCAUCUGUGAAAAGAUGUCCGAGAGUCUGGAUGCCGGCGAUCCCGCCGUCACAGGGGCCAAACAGGGGCCCCAGCUGACAGAGCAGCCUGCUCCUCCUCACCAGGACUGUGCAUGUUAAAGCUGACUAAUCUCCCAAACAUUUCUCCGCUGUCUCUCUCCUUGUCCUCCCUCAGCUGGACCCAGGUCCUCGGGUCCAUAUUUCAUCACCCUUCUCACUCUCUUUCCUGCUUCUUUCUGUCUGUAGGAUCAUUUGGUUGAUGAUCACAAGAACUUGGCUGAAAAGGUUCUGAAAUGCUCUGAAAUGCGAGUGGUCCAGUUUUUGAGAUGUUUUUGCUUCUGGUUUCUCCACAUAAAGGAGCUAAAUGGUGUUGUUUUAUCAGUGCUGGUGCUGGUCUGAUGCCAAAGCAAGUUCGGUCAAACCAGAGCGUUUCAGACUCUUUGCAGCUCAGGUUCUUGAAGGUCUCCGACCCAUCUUCUGUUGGUUUCCCUGUUCCUCAGUGUGGUUUUAUAAGAAGGAUUUGACGGCGUACAUCCUCAGAGUGCCAUUUAAAUCCUUCCAAUGUUUACAGUACUUUGUUUCAUGUCAGUCAAAUGUCUUGAAAAGAUGCCAGCCUUGGAUGUGGUGACCAAGAAGGCCACUGUGGCGUCACGUGGGAGUGACGAUCCAGCUGAGAUCUGCUAGAUAUCGAUGUGUUACAUUUCAUAUAUGUCAUAAAUGUUUCUUUUGUUGUCUCCGCUGGUAUCUAAACAUGGAUACUGCAAGAAUUAUCAGUCAUUUGUUUUUCAAUGUUCACCUGAACAUUUUCAUUCGGCCUUUUUUAUGUUUUUACAUUUCUUCAGCAAACUUUUGUUUUAUAUUCUGGUGUUCUUUUUAUUCUGUUCGUACAUGAAAACGCAGGGUGGGGAAAAUAUGAACAAGCUAUAGCUAGGUGAAAAAUAGCAAAAAAAAUUACACAUUUUAUUUAAUUAUAUUUAUUUCAAAUGUACAUAUAAAUGUUGUGCAAUAUAUAUAAAAUAUCUACAAGUAUGCAUUUCUGGAAAUAAAUUUUAAAGAGUAUGAAGUUCUAUGAGGAUAGUAUCAAAUAUAAGAGGUUUAUGUCGUAGGGUUUGUUUGGAUGAUGUGUGGAAGAAGCUCCUCUGUGAGUUACUAUAUUUCCCUGUUGGUUUCAUCCUACUUUCAGAGAUGUUGCAAAGUCCGAAAUGUCCCAAGAAGAAUCUAGUGGGACAAGUUUGCGUCUGAAUUCCAAGUUGUACAUUUAGUGACAUGUUUGUCGUCCCUUAAAUCCCCUCGGAGUGAUUUUCAGCAGUCGCUAAGGCCUGACAGCUUAACUCUGGUCUUCGAGGAAGGUUCUUGCUAGAGAAACUUUGUGCUGCAUCAUAAAUGUUGUUUUAAGCCAGACAGGUGACUGUAAUUCAACUGACAUCAAGAGUUUUGCAAAAUAGAAAAAUUAGUCUUGUGAAAGCUCAAAGUCAUCUAGUUCGUCAGUGACAUAUUAAGUAGUGUGGCAAAGCUUUCGCCACCAUAUUAUUCAUGUUGUCAUUAACAGAUAAUGCAAAAAUCUGCAUUUUGUGCAACACAGUCGUGCAGCUGUGCAAGCUAAAGACGCUACGUAUCGAUAUCACAAUAGUUUACAUUAGGCAAAGAAACCCAAGCAGAUGUCUGUUUCUAAACUGCUAAGCUGUGAGGUUUAAAUUAUGUAAUUAGAACUGCUGACAAUUUCUGACAUCAGACUUGAACAGAACUUUGAGUUUUCAUCUCCCUGACAGCUGUUCCUGGUAGCUCCUUUAUCAAAUAUCAAAUCAUUUAGACAUUUUAAUGCUCUCCAAAACAUGCUGACAUGGUUUGGAUGAUGCAAACAAGGUUUAGUUAGAUAUGUUCAUGGUAUUUUGCCUCUAUCUGGUUGUUAGUCCAAAGGCAAUGAAAGGAAACAUCAGGAGAGAACAGAAUGACGAGUGGCAAGGAUCUCCAACAGACCGAGAACCAAGUUUUGUUGUCUUUGACUACUCAGUGACUAUGACAUGCAGGCUUGUUUCGGCAUCACUGAGACUAAAAUUGCAGUUUCUUUCUACACAAGUCAAAGCAGAGUCCCUCUGAUAGACAACUACAGUCAUGUAUUUUUGUUUUGCUGGUGCUGUGACUUGGAGGAGAGCAAAGAUUAUGCUGACACAUGGUACAAGACAGCAAGAUUCAAGAUGGGGCAAACAUUAGACAUACAUGUAGCAUGCAUGGCAUAUAAGUACUUUGUGAUGAUGGAAAUCCAAAAUGUCAGUCAAGGCAAGUUCCUGUCACUUCUGACAAACACAGCAUCUGUUUCUAAGUCUAGUUUACACCCAGUGGAUUCAGGCUUAUUCGUGCUGUGUUAGCAGUUCACAGCUACUCAUCUGUUUGGUUCUAUUAAGAGAGAGAGAGAAGAGAGAGAAGAGAGAAUAACAAAUGUCCGCUCAUUUUGGAUAAUUGGAAGAAAAGUGUCAAACUACACACCAACUCUUCAUGUUUCGUUGCCUAAUAACAAACACCUCUUAUGGCAAGACGUCUUUAUAGUCAGUAUUACAGAGCAGCUUUGCUAAACUCUGGUGGGUUCUUGUGUGGACGCCAGUGUAUUUGUCUGUUUGUAUGUGAUGUUAUCUCUGCUCAGUCUUCAGGUACAUUAUGGACAGCACUGUUUAAAGUCAAACAAGCAUCAGACAGCUGGAGGCAGACUGUUCACAGACCAGGUAGCUCGAGCCGAUGCAGGUGUUAAAUAUUCUGUUCUGGGGUAUUUCUAAAGUCAACAUGGCGUCACUCAUUUGGGCAUGCCUUCCCUCAGAAAGUAUUUGCGUGCUUGUUUUAAUGCAGUUUCCACAGUUAAAACUGGUUUGCCAGGUAUCCCUUUCUUUUACUUCACCAAAGAUUGCUGUAGAGGCAGCUCACUGUUUGUGCUGUAGGUUGCCAGAAUGAGCAGCGAGACCAGUUUUGCAAUUUUAAAACUGUAAUCAGACAAGUUCUGCUUGGUGCAAUGCAGUGAACCCUGGUUGUGGGGAAAUGAUUUUAUAUUACUGCUUUUACAAGCUUGCUGGAGACAUUAAAUAAUAGAUGAGGAGGGUGGCACCUAUGGACUGAGAGGGCAAAGCACUAUAAAAAUCAAUAAGAUGGUUAAAAAUCAGGGACUUCAUAAAGCCAGUGUGUAUGACUAUGUGAUUAAAGCAAAUCUGAAUCAGACAAGCUCUUCUAUUGAGUGUAACUGUUAGGACUGUUAAAGUUUUAGAAAAUGAGGCCUCGGUCAAAAUGUCCCUGUCAAAGUAGCGAUGUUGUUAUUAGAAAAGGGAGUGAUGAUUUGUUCAGGAAUUAUCACAACAAAUCUGGGAAAUGAUUAUGGUCCUGCGUAUAUUUUACUUCUUACUGGUUGUGACUGUUUCUUUUCCAGUAAAAUCUAAACUUUUAAACUGUUCUCCUUUCUAAUAUGUCUUCCUCUCCAUAUAAACAUAUGUAAAUAUUGUACCUUUGAGUCAUAUGUGUGGAUUGUGUUGUAUUGACUCAAGCUUGCAUCAAAAAAUAAAAAAAACAAGAAAAAAAGAGGAAAAAAAAGACAGUAAAACCUGAAAACCCCAAAAGAGCCAUGUUGUACUGUAUCUGCAUUCAUUUCUAGGCCUGCUCGUGAAUGAAUGUGUCACUCAGUUACGAAGCAAUACACACUACAGUAUGUACACAAAAUCAAAUGCCAUCAAGCUUGGUAGAGGUUGCCGACUUUAGAUCUUCUACUAGCACGCAGAAACGUGUAACUUUAUUUGGUCUCGUAUCACUGCCUCUUCAAAUCCUCCUCAGUUUGGGCCAUUAAGGUGAGAGAAUAUGCUGUGGAUGUUUUUAUCUGUACUUUGUGGUAAAACAAUAAAAAAGUUGCUAACAAUCA
Amphiprion ocellaris (clown anemonefish) is the source of this 4513-nucleotide messenger RNA. RefSeq names its product RAB3A, member RAS oncogene family, b (gene rab3ab). The coding region runs from base 85 to 744 and encodes 219 amino acids. Gene Ontology annotation, biological process: regulation of exocytosis; maintenance of presynaptic active zone structure; protein secretion. Gene Ontology annotation, cellular component: axon; synaptic vesicle; synaptic vesicle membrane. Gene Ontology annotation, molecular function: GTPase activity; GTP binding. NCBI's taxonomy places the organism in Eukaryota, Metazoa, Chordata, Actinopteri, Pomacentridae. The record is from RefSeq and is a predicted model, not a curated record. The transcript is spliced from 5 exons.